Molecule: messenger RNA, 1236 nt
Organism: Exophiala bonariae
Lineage: Eukaryota; Fungi; Ascomycota; Eurotiomycetes; Chaetothyriales; Herpotrichiellaceae
Exons: 1
Coding region: 1-1236 (411 amino acids)
Biological process (GO): lipid metabolic process
Molecular function (GO): triacylglycerol lipase activity
Source: RefSeq, a predicted model, not a curated record
AUGCCAUGGGGGUCUCAACGCCUGCAUGCUGGAGCUCUGAUCCGACAAUCUCAGCGACCUCGUAAGAUCCAUGCUCAUUUCCGCCACACAUAUAUACAACACAAUCAAUGGGUGCACCAUGAAUCAACAGCCAAAGACACGACAUCGCCGAACCAAAAGGGAGCAUCCAGAACAUCCACAACCACGGAAAGCAACACCUCAGAAGAAACAUUCCCACCAAUAUCAAUCAAGCUCCUCUCUGAGACUCAGCCACCCGAAGACCUGUCCCCGUUACUGACAACUUCCUUCUCGCACCUGCAAUCCGAAUACAAAACCCCGCGCCACCCGAUCGUACUAGCACAUGGCCUCAUGGGCUUCGACGAGCUACGGCUAGCAGGCAAGCUGCUGCCCAGCGUGCACUACUGGCGGGGCAUCAAGGACGCCUUCAAUGCGCACGGCAUCGAGUGUAUCACGACGGCGGUGCCGACGACGGGCUCGAUCGACGAGCGCGCCCGGGCGCUCUACUCGCAGAUUCUGGAGAAGCUGCCGCCGGAGCCGGAGCCGGAGUCGGAAGGGACGAAGAACGAAGCGGCCGAGCGUUCUGCAUCUUCCGGGAGCUCUACCAGUACUACCACUAUCACUGGUACGCAACCUCGCACCCCGAAAGGCCGCCAAAUCAACAUCGUCGCCCAUAGCAUGGGCGGGCUCGACGCACGCUAUCUGAUCUCACGACUGUGUCCGGACCCGGAGACCGAAUUCCGCGUCGCGUCGCUGACGACGAUCGCGACGCCGCACCGGGGCAGCAGCGCGGCGGACAUGCUGUUCCGGGACAUCGGACCGGACCUGCUCCCGCGGCUGUACAAGCUGCUGUCGCGGCUGAAGAUCUCGUCGGGCGCCUUCUCGCAGCUCACGACCCCGUACGUCAACACCCGCUUCAACCCCGUCACACCCAACUCGGCCCAGACCCGCUAUUUCAGCUACGGCGCCAGCGCGACGCCGCACUUGCUCAGUGUGUUUCGUGUCAGCCAUGAUUUGUUGGCCGUCGUCGAGGGCGCGAAUGAUGGCUUGGUUAGUGUCAGGAGUGCGAGGUGGGGUGAGUAUAAAGGCACCUUGGUCGGGGUCACGCAUCUGGAUCUGAUUAAUUGGACGAAUCGCAUCAAGAGGGUCGCCGCCAGGCUGGGCCUGGUUGAGCAGAAGUUCAAUGCCGUGGCUUUUUAUUUGGGUGUUGCGGAUAUGUUGGCUAAGGAAGGAUUGUAG